GGCUGCCCGGCGGCCCGGGCGCGCGGCCCUUCGCCAUGUACACCUUCGUGGUGCGCGAUGAGAACAGCAGCGUCUACGCCGAAGUCUCCCGGCUGCUUCUCGCCACCGGUCACUGGAAGAGGCUGCGGCGAGACAACCCCAGGUUCAACCUGAUGUUGGGAGAGAGGAACCGGCUGCCCUUCGGGAGACUGGGUCACGAGCCCGGGCUGGUACAGUUGGUGAAUUACUACAGGGGCGCUGACAAACUGUGUCGCAAAGCUUCUUUAGUGAAGCUAAUCAAGACAAGCCCUGAACUGGCUGAGUCCUGCACAUGGUUCCCUGAGUCCUAUGUGAUUUAUCCAACCAAUCUCAAGACCCCAGUUGCUCCAGCACAGAAUGGAAUUCAGCCACCAGUCAGUAACUCAAGGACAGAUGAAAGAGAAUUCUUUCUCGCUUCCUAUAACAGAAAGAAGGAGGAUGGAGAGGGCAACGUUUGGAUUGCAAAGUCAUCAGCUGGUGCCAAAGGUGAAGGCAUUCUCAUCUCGUCAGAGGCUUCAGAGCUUCUCGAUUUCAUAGACAACCAGGGCCAAGUGCACGUGAUCCAGAAAUAUCUUGAGCACCCUCUGCUGCUUGAGCCAGGUCAUCGCAAGUUUGACAUUCGAAGCUGGGUCUUGGUGGAUCAUCAGUAUAAUAUCUACCUCUAUAGAGAGGGUGUGCUUCGGACUGCUUCAGAACCGUAUCAUGUUGAUAAUUUCCAAGACAAAACCUGCCAUUUGACCAAUCACUGCAUUCAAAAAGAGUACUCAAAGAACUACGGGAAGUAUGAAGAAGGAAAUGAAAUGUUCUUCAAGGAGUUCAAUCAGUACCUAACAAGUGCUUUGAACAUUACCCUAGAAAGUAGUAUCUUACUCCAAAUCAAACAUAUAAUAAGGAACUGCCUCCUGAGCGUGGAGCCUGCCAUUAGCACCAAGCACCUCCCUUACCAGAGCUUCCAGCUCUUCGGCUUUGACUUCAUGGUGGAUGAGGAGCUGAAGGUGUGGCUCAUUGAAGUCAACGGUGCCCCUGCGUGUGCUCAGAAGCUCUAUGCAGAACUGUGCCAGGGCAUCGUGGACAUAGCCAUUUCCAGUGUCUUCCCACCCCCAGAUGUGGAGCAACCUCAGACCCAGCCAGCUGCCUUCACCAAGCUGUGAUGGAGGGGCGCUCCCUGCUGCCUUGGAAAAAGCACGGGGUCCUGCUCCAGGGAACGGUGAAAUGACUGGAUUGCUCUUUAUCCAGCCCACAGCAGGGGAAAGAAAGGCCACUCGCGAAGAUGAGAUGGAAGAAGGCACGUGAGCAGAGGAUGCAGCUCCCGAAGACAGGGUUGCUCAGGGGGCUUCCCAGGCGGAGCACUCAGCAAUGCUGUUGAGACAUUUGAAAACAACUUUGGUACACAAAGGCAGCCUUGUGAGCAGAGCUCCUUCCCCUCUCCCCGGGAAUGGCAGGGCACUGGGACCUCUGGUCGGUGCCUCCCACCCACUGCAGCCCUAGUGCCUUAGCUCCAUGCCCGGCUGCAGCCCCACUGCUCUGGACUGUGGAUUGGACGUUAGAGCAUAUUGGAGGUUGCCUGUGUGUUCCCCGCCCAUCCCUUCCGUAACGCUCUGCCACUCAGCUCUGGACAAGCAUGCACCAACAGUCCUUAGUUUUGUUUUGUGCACUGGCCUCUCGGUGAAGGUGGUUUCCCGCAUCACCUUCCUGAUGGCGUUUGGUCAGUCACCUGUCAGGGUUUGUGUGGGUUGGGCCCCAGAACAGCAUAUGCUGCCCUAAGUCUGCUCUCUGCAUGUUUUAGAAACAAAGUGGCAAGUCUGCCCUGAACCUGUAAGCAUCAAAUAAGCAUGAGAGAGAAAAAAAAACAUGAUAUAUUGCUUUACUUAAUAGGUUGAAUAUGGUAGGUCUUUGAAAAUACGAUGAUUCAAUUUUCUCAAUUUUCUUUGCUUUAACCAAAAUUCUAAAUGCAGUUUUGCCUCGUUCCUUUUUUUUUUAAAACCUUUGUAAAAACCUCUUUGAGGAUGAGGAGUCUGUAAAAUUCCACGCCCCAGUGGCCCUGCCCCAGACAAAGGUUGCUUUCCCCCUUUUUGUUCUUUUUAUGCCCCAAGCACUUUCUGCAGUAGCUAGAGGGACGGGUUUCCUUCCAGGAGGGAUGUGAGUUCCUGUGCCUGUAGGCAUCAGGGGAGUAUAUGUGAGAGUAUAUGUCCUGCCUGAAUGGGAAAGUCUUCUAAACUGGGAAAGAAGUGGUUUCAGCUCCACACAGCGUCUUGUAAGUCUCUACAAAUGGGUACUGUUAGAAGUGGCUUCCACUUACUGGAUUAACUAAUACUUUAUAGGCUUUUCAGGAGGCCACAUCACUAGCAGUAGGGAGAACAAGAUGUCAUUUGUGUUCAGUGUAAGCUGAGUAGACAGGCCCUUCCUAGAGUGUCCUGGAAAUCACAGCAACCCAUUGAAAACUGCCCUCCCCAGCAGAACGUGCUGUGUUCUUUCUUCAUGGCUAUGUGUGCUCCAUUCCUUGUUUCUGCUUGGCUCAAGAAAACAUUUCUGCAGUCAGGUGAGACUUUUACAAAAGAGGAGAAAAUCAUUGCCUCCUUGAACAUGAUGAGAUGUGAGAACUUACAAUGAAAAAGGCAAUAAUGAUAGAAAUUAUUUCUUAGGUGCAGCAAUAGUUGAUAGGAUGUGAGGGUGUUACCUUGGGGUGAAAUGGAGAAGGUCCCAGGUGAAUUGGCUCUCAUGGAAAUUUGAAAUUACAAAAUAAACGUCCUGGGCAUUACCCAGAAUACAGAUUUAAAAGUUUGCCUGUAGAGCAAAAUAAAAGUCAGUUGUAAUUGUUAAUCUUUGAGGCCCAACGCAGCUGAUGGGUUGGUAUUUGGGAAAUUCAGAGAAGGGAAUGAGAUCUGAUCGGAUCGUGGGAAGAUGUAUACCCAGUUAGAACCUGUAGGGUUCUGGGUCCCUGGCAAGUCUAGGUGGGCGGGUGACAGAAAAAGCAUGGGCGUUUUUGUAAUGCUGUCACAUGCUAACACAGGUUUGUAAUUAUCUUUUGGACCCAAAUUAUAGAGACAUUCACGAGUUUUCUAGCCCUCACAGUAACAGAGCUAAGAAUUCAGAUGUCAGGAAGUCUGUGAAUCUUGAUGGAUUUUCUGAGAAACCUGAUUCAAUGGCAUAUAUAUGAGGGAAAUAAGACUUUUAAGAAAAGAAAAAGUUAUGCCUCAUUCCUCAUAUGGCUUCCAA
Molecule: messenger RNA, 3234 nt
Organism: Mandrillus leucophaeus (drill)
Lineage: Eukaryota; Metazoa; Chordata; Mammalia; Primates; Cercopithecidae
Gene: TTL
Product: tubulin tyrosine ligase
Exons: 7
Coding region: 36-1169 (377 amino acids)
Biological process (GO): protein modification process
Source: RefSeq, a predicted model, not a curated record